UGUAAUUCUGUUUUCCCUUUCGGCCGACUCAAAUAGUCCGUUUGGCUGCCGAGAAAGCUCGGGAAAAGAAAGGAAAAUCCAAUAAAACCAAAACCCUAUUACAAAUCCUCUCACAGUUGCACUGCAAGAACACCCAAUUCGAACUGAUCGGAAAUGGCGAGCUAUCUAUGGAGGAAAUACGCAGAUUACGUUUACACAAAGUGGGAAAGAAUGAUUCUUUGGAACAUGGUGGAGCCCUACAGCAGACCCAAAUCGUUCACCCCGUUGGUCACCAUCUACGUCGCCGCUUUCUACACUGGUGUGAUUGGUUCUGCUAUCACUGAGCAGCUUUACAAGGUAAUCACUUUGCUCGGAAAAAUACUGGGAAGAACAUCCCGGGCAGGCAGUGCCUCUUAUGAAGCCAAAGUUUUACGGAGGACCGUGGAGGGUACAGCAAGGCGAGGUCCCAGCCACUCAGUGAAAGCCAUAGACCAGUCGGAGAAAUUGUUAUACGAGCUUCUACUAUUCUAUACCAUUUUCUGUUGAUGUAUGCCAACCGUUUUUAAAGGUCUCCGGUGUACGGAACGAUCGUCACCGUUCACUUUUCUUUUCCUUUUCCUUUUCAGCUAAACCAUUUUUUGUACAUCCGAUGUUAUAAAUAAAACAUCAAGCGAUCAUAACAAACUUGCUUAAACAUUACCCUAACACGUAGCUGAUAUGUGAUCAGUGAUCUAAACUUCUCCCCCAAAAUUAGAAAUCCAAGCUAUACACAUUCUGCACUAUCUUUGCCACAGACCUCCGUACCAUUUUAUUCUUCUCUCCGUCUCCGCCCCAUCUCUGCCACCGGACAAUGACAACGUAUGGGACUAUCCCGACCGAACCCCCGGCAUCCUCGAACCAACAUUUCGUCGCACUCGCAAAAGAACAGAUCCAAUCAGCCCUAGGCAACCGAAGACCAUGGCAGGAGAUUAUACAACUGCAAAAUCUCACCCUUCCCUCCACCUUCAACCAAUCAGUCCAUCGAAUCAAGACGAACGUCGUUUUCUUUCGCAUGAACUACGCCAUCAUCACAUUGUCCAUCCUCUUCCUAAGCCUCCUAUGGCACCCCAUUUCGUUGAUCGUCUUCAUCGUCAUGAUGGUUGCAUGGAUCUUUCUAUUUUUCCUGCAUGACCAACCGUUGAUGAUUCUAGGGUACCGGAUCAACGGGCAAGUGGUGAUGAUGGCCCUGUUGGUGGUCACACUCGUCGCGCUUUACCUUACUAAUGCGAGAUAUCAUAUCAUCGCGGGACUCUGCAUUGGCCUUGCGGUUGUUCUGGUGCAUGGAGCUCUGAGGGAGCCUGAGGAUGUCUUCAUUGUGGAUGAUGAAGGGCCUGGAUCAGGUGGAGGUGGUGCGCAUGUUCACAAAGUGCCUCUCAAACAUGCUGCAUCUUCUUCUUAUUCUUUGGCCAAACAAUGAGAUUCACAAAAAAGUAAGGCCUUCUUUUCACCAUCUUUUCUUUUCUAAAACAGAAAUUAUUUUCACACCCCCUUUUCUACCUCUUCACGCCUCUCUUUUCUUUUGCUUGAAUUGAGAAAACGGGAACAGAAUCAAGGGGCAUAAACAAAGGAGAAAACAAGAGUGCGGAAAUCAUUUUUCUUUUUUCUUUUUUUUUUCAAAAUUUCCUUGUACAUGAUGGUGAAUUAUGGGUUCAACGACAUGUGUCUCUAGGACUCAAAAUCUGUAAAUUCAUAUGUAAAUGGUGACACGCAAUUGGAGCUGAAACUGCAAAGAAACUCCAUAUAGAUCAAGGGAAAUUUCAGGUUCUUCCUCUAUGAGAAUUGAUGGAAACAGAAGGCUCCAGAGGCUCGAGCAACUCCAACUUUUUUCCCCGUUGUCAUAGUGGACAAAUGGGUAGAUAAGAAUGAACCUUUUUCCUCCAAAGUUCCAACGUCCAAGAGGGUAGAAGAACAUAUAUUCAAAGGUUAGUGCAAAGCGCAAAUGUGAGUUAGACCAGUUUAUCGGAGCAUUGUGUCCGCCUUUUUUCAUCCGAGUUCUUAUGUGCCUCCAUGUAGAAUAAAGUAGAGGAUAGGAAACAUGGUGUAUAUGUUGAUGAAUGGAUGAUUGGUUUUAGCAAGUUGCUAUUGGAA
Messenger RNA from Malus domestica (apple), 2106 nucleotides. The record is from RefSeq and is a predicted model, not a curated record. Lineage: Eukaryota; Viridiplantae; Streptophyta; Magnoliopsida; Rosales; Rosaceae.